Molecule: messenger RNA, 3525 nt
Organism: Macrobrachium nipponense
Lineage: Eukaryota; Metazoa; Arthropoda; Malacostraca; Decapoda; Palaemonidae
Exons: 4
Coding region: 28-588 (186 amino acids)
Source: RefSeq, a predicted model, not a curated record
ACUGGGGUCGUCGCUGCCUGGUGAACCAUGAAGAUACUACUUAUCGUCUUAUGCUUGAUUACUGCAACAGUAAGACCAACCACAGACAGUCACAUCAGCAGGGUAAAUACACCUCUCACUCGGGAGUUUGUUCUUCGCACCAUAUUUCAUAGGAAUCGAGGACUGGGCUUCAAUAGGACAAAUACUGAACAAGACCUGGUAGCGAAGUCUCAUCAUAACAACACUGACUCACAACCGUGUCCAAGUGGGUUGGUUCUCCAUGUGGAUGGCAAAUGUACAGCCCCCGUAGUUACCUACAACUACUACCAAUAUGUCAUCCCGAGCGAACCUCGGCCUAUUAAGGAAACUCGCCCUAUAAUACUCUUCGAGCCACCAAAGGAAAUAUAUAACAUAAUGAUCAUUCAUCUCCCAGAAGAUGACGAGGAAAGUGAACCUGUCGUCAUUCUUCCACCACAACAGAAGAGUGUCAUUUACAUCCUGAGGAAAGAGUCAAAUCGACAAGGCCAACAUGCAAUACAAGUUCCUGAGUCAAGGAAAACAAAACCAAAAUUGUUCUUGAUUACCUACAGACCAGAAACAAGCGACUAGACACACCUCUGUGGUAUCUACAACUCUUAAUCACAUUAGAAUGCAAUGUCACAAUAAAAGCAGUCUGAAAACAUGGACAUCUCUGGACGAGAGUGAGUGUGUACAGAUCCUGAAUGGGGAAGAGCUUUUGCUUUUGCAAUCAACCAAAGAAAACUAAAUAUCACACAAAUCAGCAGCAAAAAAUGUCGAACAAUACCACAUUCUGCUUGGCUCAACUACCCCAGGAUCACAUCUGUCCAGCAGGAUUUCAUUUAAUCCCAGAAUACUUCAUUUCCUCAACAACCUGGAUAACCAGGAAAGAGCAGUAAGCAAGCAAGGAAUACCGUGCAUUAGCUUUAUUGCGAUUUCCACCAAAUUGGAACACUGCUGCUUGUAUUGGGAUAUUGGGAUAAGUGCAAAAGUAUCUUGUCAAAAAGACAUCUUGAGAAAAUGUAUGCAUAGACCAGCAACCAGAGCUCAGACAGUGACUUGUAAGACAAAACAAGAUUUUUUUUUUAGACAUCUUCACUUCCAAGGAGGUCAAAAAGAAUUGCUGGGUUAUUUGUUGCUGUACUGUUCAUGUUGCUGGGCAAGAGAGGUACCUAUGUUAAUACAGGCAGUCCCCGGGUUUACGACGUUCCGAGGUUACGAUGCUUUUCAAUUAUAUUCAUCAGAAAUUAUUUCCAGGGUUACGACGCAUGUUCCAGGGUUACGACGCAUGCUCCAGAGUUACGACGCCUACAAACACUGAUCUGGCAGAUGAAAUAUGACACCAAAAAUGCAAAAUAAUCGAUUUAUAGUUUUUUUGAUGAAAAAUGCAAUAAGAAUACAGUUUACAUAGUUUUGAAUGCACCCAAAGCAUUUAAAAGUAAGGUUUUCUUAGGAUUUUUGACAAUGUUCCGGCUUAUGACGCGUCUCAAAAACGGAACCCCCGUCGUAACCCAGGGACUGCCUGUAUCUUCACUUCCAAGAAUGUCAAGAAAUACUCCUAAGUUCCUGUUGCUGUAAUGCUGAUGUUGCUGGCCAAGAGAUGCACUUUGUUAACAUCUCCACUUCCAUGACUGUCAAGAAGUAUAGCUGGGUUAUGUUGCUGGCCAAGAGAAGUACCUAUGUUUAUUCCGAGUUGAAAUUCUUGCUGCUCCAACUGGGUAAGAAGAGUGCCAUCAUCAUCAUCUGCUGCUGCUGCUGCUAUUACUACUGACAGCCUUGUGGCCUGCCAAUACCCUUACCAAAAUAACACUCGAUACUCCACCAGAAUAGACUGUCACCUGUGACAGAACUGUUAUCAGUCUACAGAAAUAGAUGCUCGUCACCUACAGACAUUGCUGCUGGAUGGUACAGAAACAGAUACCCAUAUCUCUCUCCAACUGUUAUCAACAGAACUGUGCAGAACUGGCUCAAUACUCCUGCUGACAGACAGGCUCAAAUGCUUUCCUCCUGACAGUUACAUUACUGAUAUUCAACACCUCCAGCUCUUGCUGCUACAGUAAUAUAUGCUAAUCCUCAGCCAUUGCUCAGAUCCUACUGGUGCAUUAACAAUCACUUCUUCCUGCUGAUGUUGACAGUUGCACAAUUUAAUGCUCGUAAGCAUGAACAGUUGACCAAAAUCUACUGGCAUUCCAUACUCCUUCAGGUCAUCAUCACCUACUGCCGAGAAUCGUGUGCACAAGUUAGCACCUUAUGCUCCUGCUAACAAAAGUACUAAAUUCUCUCCAUCAACAGACAUUGUUGAAGGCAGCAUAACAUGGAAGGUACCUCAGCAGGAUGGUUGUCACCUCUAGAAGCAGACCAACAAAUCAUCUGUUGUUAACACCAGAAACAAGUCCCAAAGUUGCAGAUACCUAAGCAUCUGACACUGCUGCUGGUUUUUUAAGUUUAACUAUCCUCAACUACUGCUCCUGAAAGUCACAAAAAAAAUAGAGACGUUAGUGAAUACUGCCCAAAAGCAAAAACUACAACAGCUCUGUUCAUCAUCAACUGCUGCUGCUGCUCUGAUGGAUGUCACCAGCUAUUUGAUCCUGAUUGUUACAAGAUUAAAUGCCCCAUUCAAACUAAUGGCCUGAAGUCCAAAAACACUCCUACCACACUGCUGUGAUUCAAGAAUCAAUCAAUCAUUCAGCUUGCUUGACAUCAGAAACAAAGGCUCUUUUUCAUCUGCUAUUAGAAACACUUCAUCGGCUGUUUGAAGCAUCCUCUGCCAACAGCAGCUCUUCACAUUUGGUUUCUCUCUGCUUCUCAUCAGCAACAGCCUCCUUUGGCAAAAGCUUCUCUUACAAUUGCUACUCUGGACUUCUUUACUUCUCAGUUGCUAUUGCUGCAGAACCCACAUUUAAGGUUGCUCUUGCUGUCAGAUGAAGCUUCAAUCACUUGUAACAAUUCUCAUUUCUUGUGCUGUUACAGCCACCACUUUUCUGUCCAGUGCUCUUGCAAACUGUUGCAACAGCCACUUGCUGACAUAGGCAGCUCCCUUGAUUUUCGAAUUUUCUUCCUUUGAUUUUCGAAUUUUCUUGAAGCGAUGUCCUCUUUUCACUUCAAGUUCCUGCUUAUGGUUGGUCUUCACACUAGCUGCUGCUUACUAUCCAAAGUUACUGCUGAUAAGUUUUUUUGCAAGUGAGCCAUUUCACUGUUAAUUCAUUAAUCAUAAACACUACCUGUUUUUAGAAUGAUCUGGUUUCUCAGCAAAAUGGCUAAUGUAAAAAAAUAAGGUUUCUCUGUGUAUGAACAUUUUUACCUCAAGUCCCAUUCAUCAUUUCAGUGUAAAACUUGAUAAGCAUCUAUGUUUCACUCUACCUAGUUACUACAACUUUUAUGCAAAAUAAUUUCUAAUAAAUUCUUAUUCUUCUUUUCAGGGUAAAUUCUGUAGUGCUUAAAAUACAAAAAGAUUAAAAUAUUGAGCUCUUCAUACAAAAUGUACUACAAUACAGUAUGCUGUAACUGCUGCUAAACUUCAUUUUAUAA